UAUAAAAUAAUAAUAAUAACGCUUUUAAUUUGCCUUUUACCGUGGAGUUCAUCCAUCGUCACGUGACGCAGUAAUACUCCAGAACUUCCGGAGAAAGUCAACAUAUGUUUGAUGGGCGUUUAUAAACAUCACAGGUAUGUCGUCCAGCGUCGCACGAAAUCUCCGGAUAGCAGCUGUCCUUCUGGUGUUUCUUGUUUUUAUAGAUGUGAUUUCACUCGCAUAUGCAGAUAAGAGUUAUGAAGAUGUGCGUUGCAAGUGCAUCUGUCCCCCCUACAGAAACAUCAGCGGACACAUCUACAAAAAGAAUGUGUCCCAGAAAGACUGUAAUUGUCUUCACGUGGUGGAGCCCAUGCCAGUGCCUGGCCAUGAUGUGGAGGCCUACUGUCUGCUUUGUGAGUGCAAGUAUGAAGAACGGAGCAGCAACACCAUUAAGGUGACCAUUAUAAUCUACUUGUCUGUGGUUGGAGCUCUUCUGCUGUAUAUGCUGUUCCUACUUCUAGUUGAUCCUCUAAUCCGCAAACACGAUCCUUACACCAUGCCACUGCAGAACGAGGAGGAUUCUGAGGAUGUGAGGCCUCGUGUUGAUGGUUCACAAGGUCGUGGGAACACUGUCUUGGAGAGGGUAGAGGGAGCUCAGCAGCGCUGGAAGAAACAGGUCCAGGAGCAGCGCAAGACUGUUUUUGACCGCCACAAACUCCUCAGCUAAGAUCUCAGAUGGGCUUCAGCUGGGAAAAAAAUCUACUGGGCUCCACUGACUGAGACAACUUGCAUGGUGGUCUUAUAGUUUCAGCUUUUGACAAUAUGUUUUAUCAGUGGGCCUGCAUUAUCGUUAGUAUUAUAAUCUUACCAAGACUGACUUGGUUAAUUCCAGCUUUCAAACUAAAACUGUGAAUACAUAAAGCAACAUAUUAAAGUUGUUUGCGGUUAACAUAGACAUAAAUGAAGAGAAUCCGUCUGCUCCAGUUGGUCUCACAAACGCAGUCACCUUUACAUUUCUCACACAAUACUUGGAAUAUAUAUAUCGGUGCUGUGCUUUGAAAUAGAUGAGAUUACAUGGAUGUAUGCUGUGUGAUCUGGGGGUACUGAUGUGAACAUGUUUAAUAAUAUAGAUGCUCUUAUCAAGAUGUCGUUGCACUGUUGUAGUUUCACUUUGAAUUGCCAAAAAAUAUAUUGAACAGUUCUUAUUUAUUUAUUUAUUUGCAAGCUGAUAAUAUCAUUCAGGAUAGCACAUGUCACAAUCAUAUGUUUUAAAUGGCAGAUUAUAAUGGAUAAUUAGAAACAAAUUAAUGUUGUCAAAUGAUUAAGCAUGAUUAAAAGCAUUUCUUUUUUUAAUGUAUGUGUAUAUUCAUGUAUAUAUAAAUACAAACACAUACUUGUAUAAAUUAAAUAUACAUUAUAUAUAUAUAUAUAUAUUAUAAAAUUUAAGAAUGUGAAUAUAAAAGUAAAUAUUUUCAAAAUAUAUACUGUAUGUGUGUGUAUUUAUAUAUAAAUAUGUAUUCAUAAAACCUCUUUUUUUCAUCACUAUUAAGUGAUCAGCACUGUUGAAUAGUAUAUCACAAGCUCACAAGCUUCCUCUAAUAUGCUGGACACUUUUCUGAUUCAUAGACAUUCAGAAAUAUUGAUUUUGCACUUGAAAAUGUGAAGGAAUUUGAAGGACUUUGCUUGACGAUCGUAUUUGCUGCUGUAAUCAUUUUCCUGUAUGUAUCCAAACAACUUGCAGCUGUUUUACAGCUGAAAUAUUCUUGCUUAUGUGAAAAUGCAUUAAAAUAUUAAAUAUAUAAAGAAUGUCGGCAA
Messenger RNA from Puntigrus tetrazona (Sumatra barb), 1794 nucleotides. It is a transcript of the gene tmem9, whose product is annotated as transmembrane protein 9. The record is from RefSeq and is a predicted model, not a curated record. The transcript has 6 exons. The coding region runs from base 137 to 706 and encodes 189 amino acids. Lineage: Eukaryota; Metazoa; Chordata; Actinopteri; Cypriniformes; Cyprinidae. Gene Ontology annotation, cellular component: lysosomal membrane.